GAGGUCAGUCUCCCAGGCAGCAGCAGCGGAUGAGACCGUUUGGGUGAAGAUGGCGGACUCGCUGCCGUUAGGUCUGGAAGAGGAGAAGGAGAAGGAGAAGGAGGACAAGGAGCGGGAUGGGAAGGCUGCCAAUACAGAGGAAAACAAGGAGAAAGAUGUAGUCACGGAGACGCUGCAUUCCAACGAUAAAAACGGCGGCAGUAAUGGCAAGAAACGCAACCUGUCAGACCUGUCUCUGGUCAGAUUUAUAACUACUGAGCUCACCAGAGGCUACUUCCUGGAACACAAUGAGGCCAAAUACACAGAGCGCAGAGAGAGGGUCUAUACCUGCCUCCGCAUCCCCAAAGAGCUUGAGAAGUUGAUGACAUUCGGCUUCUUCCUCUGUCUGGAUGCCUUUCUGUAUGUGUUUACCCUGCUGCCCCUCAGGGUGAUUCUGGCUCUUCUACGGCUCCUCACGUUGCCUUGCUGUGGCCUCGGUGGCUCCCGACUGCUCCAGCCGGCCCAGGUGUGUGAUGUGCUGAAAGGCUUCAUUAUGGUGCUGUGUUACUCUAUGAUGAGCUACGUGGAUUACUCCAUGAUGUACCACCUCAUCAGGGGACAGUCUGUCAUCAAACUGUACAUCAUAUACAACAUGUUAGAGGUGGCGGACCGCCUGUUCUCAUCAUUUGGCCAGGACAUCUUGGACGCUCUGUACUGGACAGCCACAGAACCCAAAGAGAAGAAGAGAGCGCACAUAGGCGUGAUUCCUCACUUCCUCAUGGCUGUGCUCUACGUCUUUCUCCAUGCCAUCCUCAUCAUGGUGCAGGCCACAACUCUCAACGUAGCCUUCAACUCCCACAACAAAUCCCUGCUCACCAUCAUGAUGUCUAACAACUUUGUGGAGAUCAAAGGGAGUGUGUUCAAGAAGUUUGAAAAGAACAACCUUUUCCAAAUGUCAAACAGCGACAUAAAAGAGAGGUUCACCAACUACAUCCUCCUGCUCAUCGUCUGUCUGAGAAACAUGGAGCAGUUCUCAUGGAACCCUGACCACUUGUGGGUGCUGUUUCCUGAUGUAGUCAUGGUGAUUGCUUCAGAGGUUGCAGUGGACGUUGUGAAGCACGCCUUCAUCACCAAAUUCAAUGACAUCAGUGCUGAUGUGUACGGGGAAUACAGAGCCAGCCUUGCCUUUGACCUUGUCAGCAGUCGACAGAAAAAUGCUUACACAGACUACAGUGACUCGGUAUCCAGAAGAAUGGGCUUCAUCCCCCUCCCUUUAGCUCUGCUGUUGAUCAGAGUCGUAACCAGCUCAGUGAAGAUCCAGGGUUCGCUCUCCUUCAUGUGUGUGCUGCUGUUUUACCUGGGGAUGAUCACCCUGAAGGUGCUCAACAGUAUCGUUCUGCUGGGGACGUCUUGUGUAUUCGUCAAAGAAGCCAACAUGGAAGAAAAGCUCUCCAACCCCCCACCCUCCGUUGUCUCCAGCCGUGCAAACUCCAGAGCUCACCGCACCAAACACAUUCACGUUUCACCACAGCAAGAACCCACAACUGACAAAGGAGGAAUACCGCUGUCAGCAGACAAUCCUCCGCCCCCCAAUGUGGCAGAGAGCUCUGCCCCAACGCUCCCCAAGAGCGACUCAGACACAUUCCUGACUACCCCAGACGGGGAGGACGAUGACAAAAUCAUCAACGCCGACACGGGACUGGAAGGUCUUGAACCCAGAACGCCGAAGAAAGAUUUGCUGGAAAUAGACCGCUUCACCAUCUGUGGCAACCGAAUAGACUGAAUGCCACAGAAAAACACCCAGUCAGUGUGCAGUUCAGGGAUCAGACACGGGUCAUGGAGCGUGCUCAGACCAGAGAUAUUUUUGUGCACCUGACCCCUGGAGUAUUUAUUUAUUACUGACAAAACCAGCCAAGGCGUAAAGCUGUUACUACAAGCAACAGAGGCCGCUUCAGAUGUUUCCAUCUGGUCCAGUCGGUGCCUCGUGAACCAGGUAGACUCUGAGCAUGGGUCUCGGUUAUCAUGGCAACCUGCAGACAUGCUACUGAUGACGCAGCUGGAGCGGAGCACGGAGAGAGAAACAAGAUAAUCUGCAUAUGUGACAUAGUGCAACAUGGGUCGCUGUGUGAUCAUAGGAACAUGACAGCUGGACUGUGCGAGUACGUGUUCAAAAGCACAAUCAUAUGUGCAGAGUUGUUUUUAGAAAGAACAAAACUUGUCAAUUUUUUAACUUUGUUUUUAUUUCAAAAGCCUGAAAAAUUCAAAUAUUUAAAAUGAAAUUUUUAUGAAGAAUCUCAGAUCUUUUUCUAAAAUCGACCUGCAGGACUAAGUCUCACAAUCACAUUAACACAUCGUUGAAAUCUCAAAAUUGCUCUGCAGACACACACACCAACACGCAUUUUAAAGAAUCUUGUUUAAAGUGAGUUAUGAGCCCAGAAGUCCAACGCUGUCAGUCAUGCCAGAAGUUACACUAAGUACAGUCCUGCAUGAGGGGCUUUGGUUACAGAUGUGACUUUACCUUUUAGACACCGAUAAAAGUUUGGAGGUAUCAUGCAAUUUGUGUUGAUAUUGUUACUUUGAAUCACUGAGAUAAGAUGGUGCUUGUUUGUAAAGACACAACUAUUUAUUUUGAAGUGGACUCCAAGCCAGACAAGUUUGGAAGAUAUUUCAUUUUAAGGUGGUUUUUAUUUUAUUUUAUUUGUUAUUUUCAAUAUAUUGCUUCAUGUGUACACUCAGCAUUCAAGCAUGUAGCCUACAGUUAAUCACGUCUUGGUGUAACACCACUGUGUUCUUGGUUUCAUUUCAAAUUCAUGGUGUUUAACACUGCAUACCAGCAUCAAUUAACAUGUUUUGCAAUUCUUAACCCUUAUCUUGAUAUGAAAAAUAAUUCUGAUUACAUGUGUGCAGGUGAAACGUUUAAGGAUACGUUAAGGCGGAGACACAGUGAUAAGGGUGAUAUCAACACUUUGUGUGAACCCAGAAAAUUAACAAUAAGAAAAGUCAGGUUUGAAUCCUAAAGGUUGCUGAAAUUGUUUGGUUUGGUUUUUGUUUGGCUGGCUUUGAUUAUGGGAACAAAGUCUUUCCAAAUGCUUUUGUACUCAACAGUCUUUAGAUGCUGUGACAGCUGGAAGCACUGUUUGAUAAAUUAAGUGUAUUGUAUAGAGGAGUUGGUGUCCUGGGCAAAAGCUAAAUCCAAGCUAGCCCCAAGUUUUGCAUUUUAUGCCAAUACUCUAUUUGAUCUUUGUAAAACCCAGAAGGUAUUUUAACACUUAUUGCUGCUCUGAAGAUAUCUCCAGAAUCAUCAAAGGCUCUUCUAAAAAUAUGAAUGAAGAAAAGAAUUUGUUAGCGCUGCUCGAUAAUAACUUUUUUUUUCCUUUCCCGGAAUUUUAUUGAAUUGAAUACAAUGACAUUAAAAGUAGACUCCCCAUCUCCAAACAGACAGGAUUUAAAACACGGAAGCUAAGCACUGAAGCGCUGUGGACUGGCUGCAGCAAAACAUAAAUUUUCCACACAAAACAAAAUCAAUCACUUUAAGUGUACGCUAUAUUUAGAAUAUUUUCACGGCUCUAUCUUGUGAUGAGAUAGCCAUUUCCGGCGGGGAACUGAAGCCAGAGAUUGCCAGAAAAAAAGAUGAUAAGCUUAAAUACGUGAUUCAAAAACACGGGUAAAGUCCAGCCUUACUAUAGGAGGACAGUCAAUACAGUUAAAUAUACAAGCGCAGUCUUAUGAACGAAGGAUUAAGUGUGACAGAGCAUUGUGUGUGUGUGUGAGUGUGUGUGUGUGUGAGAGCAAUCAUUUGCAUUGCACGAAUGGAUCUCACUACUACUUAAAGACAUACUCUAUGUAUGAAUCAGAUAUUAUUUUGUUUUUAUUUUUCAUGUGCAACAAUCCAUCUAUGUAACAUAUCUCCUACAUGGUAGAAGGAGAAUAAAACAAGAUUUUGUUUUGUAAACCUUUCUUGUGUGAUGUUACUGUGUGUGUGUGUGUGUGUGUGUGUGUGUGUGUGUGUGAUUCCUUUCAAAGCUCUAAGUACAGUACAUGAUUCCCCACGUGUAUUUAGAUUUCAACCAGAAAUAUAAACAGGUCUUUAACGGUUUGAUCAUUGGAACCUUCCUGAACUCAAUACAUGAAACAAACAUAAAUGCCAUAUUUACAUCAGGUUUUCUACAUUUUGUUCCCCCCCACCAUUUGGGGUUUGAUUGGUGCUUUUUUAAUCAAUCAAUCAAUCAAACACUUUAUUGUCAUUUCGAGCUAUACAAUGUACAAUUCAAAUUAAAUUAAAAUAACGUCAUCUUGUUGCGUC
Molecule: messenger RNA, 4282 nt
Organism: Cottoperca gobio
Lineage: Eukaryota; Metazoa; Chordata; Actinopteri; Perciformes; Bovichtidae
Gene: tapt1b
Product: transmembrane anterior posterior transformation 1b
Biological process (GO): positive regulation of cilium assembly
Cellular component (GO): ciliary basal body; endoplasmic reticulum membrane
Source: RefSeq, a predicted model, not a curated record